GAUCUUUCUUGGGCUCAUAUAGGCCCUCGUAGUCUCGACUUUUCUCGAAUCCCGCUCGGCAAAGUUUUAGGGUUUUGGUUUCUUAGAGAAGCCGCAGCGACGGAAGCGCCAGUAGUACCGUAGUCGCUCACCCCGAUCGCUUUGCUCGACGUGGGUGAUUUCUAGUUUUAUCUGCUGCAAGCUCUAAGAGAUCCAUCGGCCUUGUGAAAUGGCGGCUGCGCGGCUUCUUAAGGAUGAAGCUACCGAGGAGAAAGGAGAUCGGGCGAGGAUGGCAUCGUUCAUUGGUGCCAUGGCAAUUGCCGACUUGGUGAAGACAACUUUAGGGCCAAAAGGAAUGGACAAGAUAUUGCAAUCAACUGGCCGAGGACGCAAUGUUACUGUUACUAAUGAUGGUGCUACUAUCUUGAAGUCACUUCACAUUGACAAUCCAGCUGCUAAGGUCCUUGUUGAUAUAUCCAAGGUUCAAGAUGACGAGGUCGGUGAUGGGACAACAUCGGUUGUUGUUUUGGCUGGAGAACUUCUGAGGGAGGCUGAAAAAUUAGUCAAUCAAAAAAUUCAUCCGAUGACCAUUAUUUCAGGCUACAGAAUGGCUGCUGAGUGUGCACGUAAUGCUUUACUGCUGAAGGCUAAGGAUAACAAACAGGAUCCAGAUAAGUUUAAGUCAGAUUUGAUGAAAAUUGCUAUGACAACUUUAAGUUCAAAAAUACUCUCCCAGGACAAGGAACAUUUUGCUAAACUAGCAGUCGAUGCUGUUUUGAGGCUUAAGGGCAGCACAAACUUGGAGUCUAUCCAGAUUAUUAAGAAGGCUGGAGGUUCGCUUAAAGAUUCAUUUCUAGAUGAAGGGUUUAUUCUUGACAAGAAAAUAGGAAUUGGUCAACCAAAACACAUUGAAAAUGCCAAGAUUUUGGUGGCAAACACUGCUAUGGAUACUGACAAAGUCAAAAUAUAUGGGGCUCGAGUUCGUGUUGAUUCGAUGGCUAAAGUUGCAGAGAUCGAGGGGGCUGAAAAGGAGAAGAUGAAACAAAAAGUGCAGAAAAUCAUAGCUCAUGGCAUCAACUGUUUUGUCAACAGGCAGCUGAUUUAUAACUUCCCUGAGGAACUCUUUGCAGAUGCUGGUAUUCUUGCCAUUGAGCAUGCUGACUUUGAUGGAAUUGAGCGGCUAGCCUUGGUGACUGGUGGUGAGAUUGCAUCAACUUUCGAUAACCCGGAGUCUGUUAAGCUUGGACAUUGCAAGCUGAUUGAGGAGAUAAUGAUUGGGGAGGACAAAUUGAUUCAUUUUUCUGGUGUUGAGAUGGGUCAGGCCUGUACCGUUGUUCUAAGAGGUGCAAGUUCCCAUGUGCUGGAUGAAGCAGAAAGGUCUUUGCACGAUGCCCUCUGUGUGCUGUCUCAGACAGUGAAUGAUAGUAGGGUCUUGCUUGGGGGUGGAUGGCCUGAGAUGGUGAUGGCUAAGGAGGUAGACGAACUUGCUCGUAAGACUCCAGGGAAGAAAUCUCAUGCCAUUGAGGCUUUCUCGCGAUCACUCCAAGCAAUACCUACAAUCAUUGCCGACAAUGCUGGUCUGGACAGUGCUGAGCUUAUCUCUCAGCUUCGAGCUGAGCAUCACAAGGACACAACUAACGCUGGAAUUGACAUCAUAUCUGGUGGUGUUGGAGAUAUGGACAAGCUAGGGAUAUCAGAGGCCUUCAAGGUGAAGCAAGCUGUUCUUUUGUCAGCAACCGAGGCAGCUGAGAUGAUAUUGAGGGUUGACGAGAUUAUCACUUGCGCGCCACGGAGAAGGGAAGAUAGAAUGUGAUUUUGAUGCAUCACCUCAACCUUGAGCAUGCCUCGACGAUAAUAUCGUCGAGGGGUUUGCAUGCAAUGUUUUCUAUGGGGAUGAGUGCUUAUGAACAAUUGAGUUGAUUUCUGUACCCAACCGUGUGCUUUAUCUAUUUCUUGAUCAAGUAAACUAUUAAAUUUGAACA
Messenger RNA from Musa acuminata AAA Group (dessert banana), 1961 nucleotides. RefSeq names its product T-complex protein 1 subunit beta. The record is from RefSeq and is a predicted model, not a curated record. Gene Ontology annotation, molecular function: ATP binding; ATP hydrolysis activity; ATP-dependent protein folding chaperone. The coding region runs from base 209 to 1792 and encodes 527 amino acids. Gene Ontology annotation, cellular component: chaperonin-containing T-complex; cytosol. Gene Ontology annotation, biological process: protein folding. NCBI's taxonomy places the organism in Eukaryota, Viridiplantae, Streptophyta, Magnoliopsida, Zingiberales, Musaceae. The transcript has 11 exons.